This is a messenger RNA of Drosophila virilis, 2086 nucleotides long. It is a transcript of the gene twi, whose product is annotated as twist family bHLH transcription factor. Gene Ontology annotation, biological process: developmental process; regulation of transcription by RNA polymerase II. The record is from RefSeq and is a predicted model, not a curated record. Gene Ontology annotation, molecular function: protein dimerization activity; DNA-binding transcription factor activity, RNA polymerase II-specific; RNA polymerase II transcription regulatory region sequence-specific DNA binding. NCBI's taxonomy places the organism in Eukaryota, Metazoa, Arthropoda, Insecta, Diptera, Drosophilidae.
AGUUGCGUUUCGUCUUUGCCGCUGCGCGCACAACACACACGGCUCAAAAACUGUAAACAUAACGCGGCCCGUGAAUCAGACAACGCCUAACAAGAUACAAAUAUAGUGCUAUAUAUAGUUAUAUAUAAUAUAUAUGAAAAUAUAUUUUCUUGUGCAAAGUUAGGGCAAGUAAAUUAUUCAAAAUUGCCAAUCAAACGAUGAGCGCACGCUCGGUGUCGCCCAAGGUGCUGCUAGACAUUAGCUACAAGCCAACGUUGCCCAACAUAAUGGAGCUUCAGCAUAAUGUCAUCAAGCUCAUACAGGUGGAGCAGCACGCCUAUAUGCAGCUAAUGGAGCAGCCAACAGCCCACUACAUGCAACAGCAACAGCAGCAACACCAACAGCAGCAGCAGCAGCACCAGCAGCAGCAACAACAGCAACAGCAAUAUGCGCCGCUGCCUUCGCUGGCGCCUAAUGCUGCGGAUUAUGCGGCCUACGGCAUUACAGAACUUGAGGAUACGGAUUAUAAUAUACCCAGCAACGAGGUGCUCAGCACCAGCAGUAAUCACAGCGCUCAAAGCAGCCUGGAGCUGAACAACAACCAACAUAACUUUGAGCAGCAGCAACAGCAACAGCAGCAGCAACAGCAGCAGCAGACAGCGACUCCAGCAGGCGUGGCAACUUCAGCCCAGCCCCCACAUGGCUACAUGCUCAAUGAGCAUGGCAAGCGGUCGCGCAGCAGCAGCGACUACGAUUGCCAAACGGAUGCGCUGUCCAUGCAACCGGAGCACAAGAAACUGUUGCAGCAACAGCAGCAGCAACAGCAGCAGCAGCAGCAGCAACAGCAACAGCUCUAUGUGGACUAUUUGCCCACCACCGUGGAUGAGGUGGCCGCAGCGCAGACGCAGGCGCAAGCGCCCACACAGCAAAGCGCCUGCCUCUCGCCCCACUCUCACUCCCACUCGCAUUUCGACUUUGCUGCCGACGAGGAGCUGCAGGAUCACAAGGCGCACAUUUUCAAAUACGGCGGAUAUCCGCAGACAAUUGCCCACCAGCAGCAGCAACAGCAGCAGCAACAGCAGCAGCAACAGCUGCACUUUCAGAGCAGUUAUAGAACCGGUCAGAACUAUGAGGCCUAUGAUCCAGCGAAUAGUCUGAACGGCAGCACAUACUCCAGCUCCGAUCGCGAUGACAUGGAAUAUGCGCGCCAAACGGCGCUCAGCUCCGUGGGCGGCUAUGCCAAGGAGGAUGAGCUGGAGGAUAUGUCGCCCACGUGCCUGGGCGACGAUAGCAGCCUGCUGGAUGCUGGCGAUGCGGCCGGCAAGGCGUUUCGCAAGCCGCGACGCCGCCUGAAACGCAAGCCAAGCAAAACGGAGGAAACGGACGAGUUCAGCAACCAGCGGGUCAUGGCCAAUGUGCGGGAGCGACAGCGCACCCAGAGCCUGAACGAUGCAUUCAAGGCACUGCAACAGAUAAUACCCACACUGCCGAGCGAUAAGCUGAGCAAAAUACAAACGCUCAAGCUGGCCACAAGAUAUAUUGAUUUCCUCUGCCGCAUGCUAAGCUCCAGCGAUAUAUCGCUGCUGAAAGCGCUGGAGGCGCAAUCGUCGCCAGUAUCGCCCGGUUAUGGGAAUGCCAGCACCCUGCUCAGUGCCGCCAAUGGGGCCGAGGCUGAUCUCAAGUGUCUGCGCAAGGCAAAUGGAGCACCGAUUAUACCGCCCGAGAAGCUGAGCUAUUUAUUUGGUGUGUGGCGCAUGGAGGGUGAUGCGCAGCAUCAAAAGGCUUAGGCGAGCAUGAGGAGGAGGUGGCGACGGCGGAGGCGGAGGUGGAGGUGGAGGAGGGGGAGGAGUGUCGAUUGCCAUUGGGGCUUCCAGUUACUGAACAAUAAUGCACACAGCGUGAAUAAUUCCAAUGCGAGUGCUCGCGAGCACUUGCAGCUCUUUCCAUAUCUUAUAGAUGACUAAGCUAAAACAUUAUUUAAAGAAACAAAUCAACAACAACAACAGCAACAACAAAUGAAAAACUAAAAAUAUAAGAAAAACAAAUAUUGUUUAGGUAUAAUUUUAUGUCUAGCGCUAACUAAAUUAAAUUGUAUAAAUUAAACAAA